GGAGUGUCUUCGCCAUCCAAUCCGGAUAACUCUCUCUCUCUGUCUCUGCACCAUGAAAGCCUGAGAGAGAGCUCCAGAACCAGAAACCCUAGCCAUGGCUGCCAAAACCUUUAUAUCUCCUUCUCCCUUCCUCGCAUCCCCUCUCCCUUCCCUCUCCCGCCCUUUCCACGACAGAUCUCUGCUCUUCCGUCCUCGAAAAUUCAACACCAGGAUCGUGAAAUUCAGCUUCAAUGAGAUCCCCCCUCUUCAUUCCCUCGGCUCGGCCGUCGAUUUCAACGGAAUCGUCAGCCGAGCUGAGAGCCUCUUGUACACGCUCGCUGAUGCUGCUGUCGUUGCUGCCCAUCCGUCUGCGGAUGCUGCAGCAGUUCAGAAGAGCGGAGGUUGGUUCGGGUUCAUAUCUGAGGCCAUGGAAGUCGUUCUGAAGGUGCUGAAGGAUGGACUUGCAACUUUACACAUUCCCUAUUCAUAUGGAUUUGCAAUUAUCUUGCUCACUGUUAUUGUGAAGGUGGCUACAUUGCCUUUGACAAAGAAGCAGGUGGAGUCGACACUGGCAAUGCAAAAUCUGCAACCUAAGAUCAAAGCUAUCCAAGAAAGAUAUGCAGGCAAUCAGGAAAGAAUACAACUCGAGACAUCCCGUCUUUACAGGCAAGCUGGGGUUAAUCCAUUGGCAGGUUGCUUUCCAACUUUGGCUACAAUUCCUGUUUGGAUCGGUUUAUACCAAGCUUUGUCAAAUGUAGCAAAUGAGGGACUGUUGACCGAAGGUUUCUUUUGGAUUCCCUCAUUGGCGGGCCCAACCACAAUUGCUGCUCGGCAAAGUGGAUCUGGCAUUUCCUGGCUUAUCCCUUUUGUGGAUGGACAUCCACCUUUAGGCUGGUCUGACACAGCAGCAUACCUUGUUUUACCUGUGCUCCUUGUUCUUUCUCAGUAUGUGUCAAUGGAGCUUAUGAAGCCACCUCAGACGGAUGAUGCUUCAAAGAACACUCUUCUCAUUUUCAAGUUCCUUCCUCUUAUGAUUGGUUAUUUUUCUUUGUCAGUCCCAUCAGGAUUGUCAAUUUACUGGUUCACGAACAAUGUUCUCAGCACAGCACAACAAGUAUGGUUAAGGAAAUUAGGCGGUGCAAAACCCGUUGUUGGUGAGGAUGCGAGUGGAAUCAUUAGUGCGGGACGAGCAAAGCGUUCAACAUCUCAGCCAGUACGGAAUGGUGAAAGGUUUAGGCAAUUAAGAGAAGAAGAAAAUAGGAAGAAAUCGAACAAAUCGUUGACAGCUGAAGAGAUUGAGGUGCUGGCUUCCAUGUCUGAUUCUGAUGAUGUCUCUGAUGAAGAGACAAAGGAGAAGGAGGAAAACGAAGCCCUUGAACAAGCAUAUGCUUCUAGUAACAGCAAACAACUUCCAAAUUAUACCGGACCGAGGAGAAGCAAGCGGUCAAAGAGGAAGCGUGCAGCAUGAAUACAUCAUGUAUAUCCUUUGAGCUUGUUGUAGCUUCUGGUGAGUCAUGUAUAUCUCAAGAAACUGCAUCUGUUUAGAAAAUUUAAUGGCCAUUUUUAUAUUGGGCUAUUUUAAGAUAAGGUUUCUAUUCCUGGCCCAAAUAAUAAUUCACUUGUUAAGAAAAAAAGGAAAGAAGGAAACAUGAUUUUGCUCAGGAUCUCA
Magnolia sinica is the source of this 1648-nucleotide messenger RNA. RefSeq names its product inner membrane protein PPF-1, chloroplastic. Lineage: Eukaryota; Viridiplantae; Streptophyta; Magnoliopsida; Magnoliales; Magnoliaceae. Gene Ontology annotation, biological process: thylakoid membrane organization; protein insertion into membrane; protein localization to chloroplast. Gene Ontology annotation, cellular component: chloroplast thylakoid membrane. The transcript has 11 exons. The record is from RefSeq and is a predicted model, not a curated record. Gene Ontology annotation, molecular function: membrane insertase activity. Bases 95 to 1447 code for a protein of 450 amino acids.